Messenger RNA from Capronia coronata CBS 617.96, 2058 nucleotides. RefSeq lists its product as uncharacterized. The transcript is spliced from 5 exons. Gene Ontology annotation, molecular function: putrescine transmembrane transporter activity; spermidine transmembrane transporter activity; urea transmembrane transporter activity. Bases 1 to 2058 code for a protein of 685 amino acids. Gene Ontology annotation, cellular component: plasma membrane. Gene Ontology annotation, biological process: putrescine transport; urea transmembrane transport; spermidine transport. The record is from RefSeq and is a predicted model, not a curated record. NCBI's taxonomy places the organism in Eukaryota, Fungi, Ascomycota, Eurotiomycetes, Chaetothyriales, Herpotrichiellaceae.
AUGCCUGAUACAGCUGGUGCUGCGUAUGUUCCCCUUUCCCAAGGAUUCGGCUAUGGCAUCAUCCUGGGUCUGGGAUUUGCCUUCGCGCUGGGGAUGAUAGGGACCACAUGGGCGUUGAAGCGAUAUCACGGAGAGGUCCAAACCUCCGAAGCCUUCUCGACCGCGGGAAGAACAGUCAAGUCCGGUCUCGUUGCUGCCGCCGUUGUGUCUAGCUGGACCUGGGCCGCUACAUUGCUUCAAUCUUCGGGUGUCGCCUACAGAUAUGGUGUUUCCGGACCUUUCUGGUAUGCCUCGGGCGCCACUGUCCAGAUCUUGCUGUUCGCCACUUUGGCCAUCGAAUUGAAGAGACGCGCCCCGAACGCACAUACCUUCCUGGAGGUCAUCAAGGCCAGAUAUGGCGUUGUCACCCAUAUUGUGUUCCUUGUCUUCGGACUCAUGACCAACAUCCUUGUGACGGCCAUGCUCUUGACCGGUGGAAGCGCCGUGGCCAGUUCUCUGUGCGGAGUCCCCACCGCUGCAGCUUGCUUCCUUCUCCCGAUUGGUGUCGUGCUGUACACCAUGUUUGGUGGCAUCAAAGCGACAUUCCUCACCGAUUACAUCCACACGGUGAUCAUCCUGGUGAUCAUUUUUGUCUUCGCGUUCAGUGCAUACGCGACGAACGACAUUGUCGGGUCCCCUAGCAAGGUCUGGCAGCUGCUUGCUGAUGCCUCCAAACGCCAUCCAGUCAAAGGCAACGCUGAGGGUAGCUACUUGACAAUGCAGAGCCGCGAAGGGGCCAUCUUCUUUGUGAUCAACAUCGUAGGCAAUUUUGGCACUGUCUUCUUGGACAACGGUUACUACAACAAGGCAAUUGCGGCCUCACCAGUCGAUGCACUGCCCGGAUAUGUCAUGGGCGGCCUCUCUUGGUUCGCGAUCCCCUGGCUCUGCGCUACAACCAUGGGUCUGGCGGCGCUGGCUCUGGAGAACAACCCCGUGUUCCCGACGUAUCCCAACCGCAUGCCUGAGGCCGAUGUCAGUGCCGGGUUGGUGCUCCCCUACGCGGCGACGGCCCUCCUGGGGAAAGGUGGCGCUGGGGCCACGCUUCUGUUGAUCUUUAUGGCUGUGACCUCGGCUUCGUCUGCCGAACUGAUUGCCGUCUCAUCGAUCUGGACUUACGAUAUCUACCAAACCUACAUCAACCCGGCAGCCUCUGGAAAGUUCUUGAUCCGGAUGUCGCACGUGGCCUGCAUUGUCUACGCCAUCAUUCUGGCCGGGUUCUCGACCGGGCUGUUCUACGCCGGUGUCAGCAUGGGUUACUUGUACCUGAUGAUGGGUUGCAUCAUCAGCUCGGCCGUGAUUCCCGCGGCAUUGGCCUUGAUGUGGAAGGAUCAGAACUGGCAGGCGGCGGCCGGCGCGCCUGUCUUGGGCUUGAUUUGUGCGUUGAUUGCCUGGCUGGUGACGGCCAAGAAGGAAUGCGGCGUCCUCAACGUCGAUUGCACAGGCUCCAACAAUCCCAUGCUUGCAGGCAACGUCACUGCGCUGCUCAGCCCGCUCAUUUUUAUCCCUGUCCUCACCUACACGUUCGGCCGCCAGAACUAUGACUGGGUGUCGAUGAAGCAAAUCCGGAAAGGCGAUGACACUGAAAUCAUUCGCCGUGCGAGCGUCGACACGGAGAUCGUGCCCACCGUCACCUCCCAAUCCCAGGAACAAGAGGCCGCCGAACAGACCAAGUUGAAAAAGGCAGCCCUCAUCUCCCGAAGCUUGACCGCGUUCAUGACCAUUGCCCUGCUUGUGCUGUGGCCCAUGCCGAUGUACGGGUCGGGUUAUAUUUUCAGCAAGAAGUUCUUUACAGGCUGGGUUGUGGUCGGCAUUCUGUGGCUGUUCUGCAGCACCGCUUGCGUCGGGAUCUUCCCGCUGUGGCAAGGCCGCAAGACCAUGGCGCAUACGGUUCGGUCGAUGUGGCUCGACUUGACGGGCAAGAAGAAACCGGCGCUUCAUGGUCGUGUUUCUGAGGUCGAGGAUGAAUGCAGAAGCUCCGACACACCGGAAGAGAAGGUGGGAGGAGCUAAGGGCGAGUAG